AUGUCACCACACUCCUCUAGCAAUACUGUAGCAAAUCUUUCCAAGUCAGAGACGAUGGAAGUAACUUUCCGCCAGAUCUGCAAAAGUAUCAAAGGCGGCUUUGACAAGGACGAUAUCGAUAUGGCUAUGAAUAUUUUGAAAAGCCCCUACUAUACAGAAUUCGAUCUUUCUGAUUUCGAACAAAUAUAUAUGAUAAUUGACAAGCAGCAAGAAGAAGCAGUUCCCCAAAGACUAAGAAAUGCCUACCGUUUCAUUCGUGUCAUUGGUGUAAUUAUGGACAUUAAGGACAAGAUACGACAAGGUCAUGAACCAGAUAAUUGGUUCGGCUCAAAGUCGUUUGCUGCUAAUGAGCAUAUAUUCGAAGGUGAACCUGACAAACCGGUAAAUCUCGAUGAGGUCUACAACACGCUGGUACAGACCGGACCCAGAGAUAAGGAUGAAUUUUUCGAAAACUUCAUGGCUAUGGUCCUUGUCAAUCGCACCAGUGUUGAAAAAAUUCCGGAAACGUAUCAGAACGAUCAGCAGAAGAAAAUCAAAGAAUUCAUGUGA
Molecule: messenger RNA, 549 nt
Organism: Cylicocyclus nassatus
Lineage: Eukaryota; Metazoa; Nematoda; Chromadorea; Rhabditida; Strongylidae
Source: the annotation of a GenBank genome assembly